Molecule: messenger RNA, 3021 nt
Organism: Dissoconium aciculare CBS 342.82
Lineage: Eukaryota; Fungi; Ascomycota; Dothideomycetes; Mycosphaerellales; Dissoconiaceae
Exons: 4
Coding region: 1-3021 (1006 amino acids)
Biological process (GO): nucleoside metabolic process
Molecular function (GO): protein binding; catalytic activity
Source: RefSeq, a predicted model, not a curated record
AUGUUCACUGUCGCCUGGAUUGCCGCGCUGUCGCACGAGCGCGCUGCUGGCGAGGCCAUGUUCGACGACGAGUUCGAAGAUGGCCCCGACGACUUCAAAAAGAGCAGCGGCGACGUCAACGCGUACUCCUGGGGUCGUAUCGGCAAGCACUAUGUGCUGAUUGCAUCAUUACCGGCGGGGGAAUAUGGUACAUCGGCCGCGGCCACGAUCGCGCAAGCGCUACGCUCGUCGCUCCCGCACAUCCGCGUUGGCUUGCUGGUGGGCAUCGGUGCUGGGAUACCCGGCGAAGUUCUGGGCCCCGACGGCACGUUUACCCUACGGCGCGAUGUCCGACUCGGCGACGUUGUUGUAAGCGAGCCGAGCGGAACAAGCGGCGGAGUAGUACAGCUCGACAAGGUGAAAAUGCUCGAGAGCAACGCGCAGCCACGCCCACUACGUAUAGGCAAUCUAAACAGCCCCCCAACUGCACUGCGGACAGCGCUAAGCAAGAUGAAGUCGCGCCAUGAGCGUGAAAGAUCGAAAAUGCUUUCGCUUAUGGAGCAAGCGCUGGGCAAGUAUCCCAAAAUGGCAGCAAGCUAUGUGCAUCCUCGACUGAAGAAGCCGGCGCUCGCGCAGGACAUCUACCACUUUCGUGACGGAACGCUCCUCGCACAUGAUGCUCGCACGGAGCCAAUGAUCCAUUACGGCGUAAUUGGAUCGAGCGACACGCUUGUGAAAUCUGCAGUGCACCGCGAUCAGCUGAUGGACAGACUCUCCGCAGAAGCCAUAGAUCCGCUGUGCAUUGAGAUGGAGGCUGCUGGUCUGAUGAACGGUUUCCCGUGCCUGGUGAUCCGUGGCGUCUGUGACUAUGCCGAUGAGUAUAAGAAUGAUAAGUGGCAGCAGUACGCAUCCCUCGUCGCAGCAUCUUUUGCGAAAGAGUAUUUGAGCUACAUCCAGCCGGACGAUGUCGAGAGAACCGGCCCUCUCAGCGGGGAUUCAGGAAUGCUGCGUGAUAUUGUUGUAAAGACACGAAUCUUGGACCAACGUCUUCACGAUCGAGAUAUGAGCGAGCGACAGCGCAGAUUUAGUGCAUGGCUUGAUGCUCCAGAUUCCUCCACGAACUUGAGCAAAGCGCGAAGGCUGCACCUCAGGGGCUCGGGUCAAUGGUUUCUCGACAGCGGUGCUUUUAAAUCCUGGGAAGCAACUCCAAGCGGAUCACUGUGGCUGAAUGGCAAUGCAGGGUGCGGCAAGACCAUCAUGAGCUCAACACUAAUCGAGAAACUUCAGGCAGAGGAUCCUCAGGAGAAAGGGCCGCUUAUAUAUUUCUUUUUUAGCUUCGCCGAGGACAAGAAGCAAACAGCAGAGCAUUGCAUACGGUCGCUUAUCGAUCAAUUAUGGCGAGAGGCUCCUGCUCGGUCUGACGACGUGGAGAAGCUCUUCCACGCAAGCAUCGACGGCGGGAAGCAGCCAUCAUGGGAGACACUCAUCAGCACGCUUGAAGCACUCAUCUCACAGUAUCGCCACGUCCGUGUCGUGCUCGAUGCACUAGACGAGUGCCAAGAUCGAAAGUCGUUACUACCAUGGCUAGACGGUCUCAUAAGCCUUGACAGUACCCAAAUGAUCGUUACAAGCCGUCGCGAGCACGACAUCAUACAGGCACUACAUGAGCACAUCCCAUCUAAGUGGACUGUAUCUCUACAUCCCACUGCAAUUGCCGACGAUAUCCAGACUUACGUGCAGCAUCGACUUCGGACCGGCGCUGGUUUCAAGAAGAUCGCAAAGGAACAUGAAAUGCGGAACGAAAUUGAAAAUACUCUUGUGCAGAAAGCUAACGGCAUAUUUCGCUGGGUCCAAUGUCAGCUUGACGAGCUUGAAAAAUGCAGAAGUUUAGCAGAUCUGCGAAGACAAUUGACGAGGCUACCUUCAGAUCUGCCCAAAACUUAUAGCCGUAUACUAGAGAACCUUCCCAAAAGCGACGAGAAGAUGACGACACAACUGCUGCAAUUUCUACUCGUUUCUGAGCGACCAUUGCGACUCGACGAAGCAGUUGAUGCAAUUGCUGUAAGCUUGUACCCCGUUCCGAGCUUCAACAAAGAGGAACGUUACCUACACCAUUCGGAUAUUAUCUCGCUUUGCUCCAGCUUGAUCUCUAUAGAACAUCAUCCAGACGAUCCGAGUGCUGAGGGCGACGCUGGCGGCUACGAAGAAGUGCAGCUCGCGCAUUUUUCGGUAAAAGAAUUCCUCUUGUCUCCGGAAUUGUACAAAACGCGGAACCAUCUCGCUCCUCGCUUCGCUCUUCGCUUCGCUAAGGCUGAGGUCGCCAAAGUGUUGCUGGUCUACCUAAUAAAUCUAGACCAUAAUCUCACGACAGCUCAAAUCGUGCAGGAGUUCCCCCUCAGUGUCUUCGCAGCACGCCAUUGGCCCAGUUUCUGUGUAGAGGCCGGCCCCGACGAUGACUUGUUGAAUCACUUCACCAUCCAGAUUCUGGAGUAUGGAUCAGACAGAUACCGUACAUGGUUGUGUCUGUAUGAUCCCGAGAGGGACGGGGACAACGAGCCAUGGACAGCCCAAAAAGCAUGCAGAACCAGAGCAGCGAUCAAUUCGCUUUACUUUGCGGCAUUAAUAGGACUGAUGCCGGCACUCCAACACCUCCUUCAGAUAGGCGCCGACGUCACCGCGCGGGGAGGCAUCUACGGUAAAGCUCUCCAGGCUGCAUCAUUUCGCGGUCACGUAGAAAUCGUCCAGCUACUACUCGACAAUGGCGCCGAGGUUAACGCGGAGGGAGGCAUCUACGGUAACGCUCUCCAGCUACUACUCGUUAAGGGCGCCGAGGUUAACGCGAAGGGAGGCUACUACGGUAACGCUCUCCAGGUUGCAUCAUUUCACGGUCACGUAGAAACCGUCCAGCUACUACUCGAUAACGGCGCCGAGGUUAACGCACAGGGAGGCUUGUAUAGAAACGUCCUCCAGGCUGCAUUAGCAGGUGGUAACGCAGAGACCGUCCAGCUGCUGCUCGAUAACGGCGCCGAGCUUAACGCGUAG